AUGCUGAGGAAGGAGCCCCCGCCCUGCCUGGACCUGGGAAUCGUGUCACCCAGCAUCCUCCUCUCCAAAGCCCAGGAAGCCGAGGGCGGCAAGGGGACCGGCAAGCUGGCGCCCCCUCCCACCCACUUCCUCAGCCCCACCUCCCGGGUCCGCUCCUUCACCUGCUCCACCUCCGAUGGCAGCCCGCCAGGCGGGGACAAGAGCCAAGCGAAGCCCAAGGCCCCGGCCGGCCCGGAGGUUCCGGUGCUGGUCAAGAGGCCCAUCAAGCCUUCCAGGUCGGAACUCAGCCAGCAGCCCCUGCCCGCCCAGGGACAGCGGCCGCCCCUCCCGGUCAACAGCCCGGCCGUCCUGCACCUGCAGCACUCCAAGGGCCGCGACUACCGCGACAAGGCCGAGCUGCCCCACCACGCCGAGCACCGGCCGGAGGACGCGCCGCUCAGGCGGACCGCCAUGCGUGAAGCCCUUGGUGAGCCGCCAGUGAGACAGGAGCCCAGAAGAGCAAUGCGAAGCCACUAG
Messenger RNA from Rangifer tarandus platyrhynchus (Svalbard reindeer), 516 nucleotides. Lineage: Eukaryota; Metazoa; Chordata; Mammalia; Artiodactyla; Cervidae. The record is from the annotation of a GenBank genome assembly.